AUGGAUGAGACUGUGGGAUGUUCGUUUUCUCUUGAACAUGGUGCAGAGAUACCGUUCGUACGUCUUCUGCCUGGUGAAGCAGUAAAGUCGUAUGGAGGGUUUGAAAAUGAAGUAUUUGUACUUCUUACUAACUAUAGGAUAUGUCUUGUCACCGUCAAACAUCAUAUAUUACGCGCCAUCCCGCUUGUAGCAAUCGAAUCAGUGCAUUUAUCUGAUCCGUCGACCAUACUCAUAAAGAGUAAGAUUGGAGGGACAACAAGUGUGCGAGGGAAGUCGCAUGAAAAUGCUGGUGCUUGGUACAGCCUUCUGAAUGAGGCUAUAAAUCCAAAGGAAUGUGAGGCACUUUUUGCCUGGACUUUUGCGAAAGCGGUGAAGCAAUCGCAUUUUUGUACCACAAAUCCUAUACUAGUGGAUGAAGAAGAGCUUGUUCGCAGAGAUUUCAAGCGACUGGGGUAUGAUGUUGAUCACUUCAGAAUUUGUGAUGACAAUCGAUCGUUCGUGUUGUGUUCUACUUACCCGGAGGUUAUGGUUGUCCCAAAGGGGAUUUGCCACAAGGAUCUUGCUGACAGAGCUGACAGUCUUUGCAAGAAACGCUGGCCCGCUGUUGUUUGGAGAUGCAAGGCUACGGGGUCCGUCUUGCUUCGCAGCAGUCAGCCGAGGCUGGCUAUCUUCGGAUGGAGGAAUUCUUGGGAUGACAAGUUCUUCCAAUUAAUACAUAGCUACAUCGACAAGUACGCACCUGGUAAAGAUCUCGUGAACUUUGACAUUCGACCAGCAUCCCGUGACCCUCGACAUUUAAGAACACCUGUAGAGGGCGUAAUGCAUUGCCGUAAACAUCAACAAAAGACUCGUUAUGAGGUUCUCAUGUUACCAGAUCUCGAUUAUGUACAAAGAUCCUUCAGCGAGUUAAUAGAUCUUCUCUCUUCAGAUCAACUUCUAUCAGAUCAGGACUUAGUGGACAAAAAGUGGUUCAGAAGUGUGAAAAAAUUGCUCGACUGCGCCAAGAAAUGUGUCGACUUUCUUUUCGAUGGACACUCUGUGCUAGUGCACUGCUGCGAGGGUUGGGAUCGCACCCCGCAAAUAGUUUCGCUCGCUAAGAUCAUUGGCGACGAAUACUAUAGGACAAUAAAGGGAUUCGAGGCACUCAUUCGGAUUGAAUGGGUCGCAUUUGGGCACAAAUUUGCAGAGCGCAACGGUAUCUAUAGAAAGGAUUUGAAAACUAAACAAGGGGACGUUACAUCGCUCGCGGAUGAUCCAAAAACAUUGGUGGAUUCGAUCCAAAUCUACCGAAGGAGUGAAAAGAAACUGUCCCCCAUCUUUUUGCAAUUUCUCCAUGCAGUUCGUCACUUGAUGCAAAAAUUUCCCACCGCAUUUCAGUUUAAUGAAAAAUUUUUAAUUCAACUUGCUUACCACGUGUACUCUGGUCUAGUUGGUCCGUUCAUUUUUGAUAGCCUUCGAGAGUCGAGAGAUUUGGCAAAGGAGAUGAACGAAGAAGUGAUAUCGUUCUGGUAUUAUAUAAACAAAACUAACUGCAUUUCCAUAAACGCUUUCUAUGACAAAACUACCGUCGGUAAACUGCCCACUAAUGGAAUCGCCGACAACAUGAGGGUGUGGUCGGAGUUAUACAGCGAUACGUUUUUCGAUGAAGUCUUUGUUCAUUCAUCUGCAGUGCAAGGAACCGAAAACAGGUAUAGAGAUACGCCAAUCAACUCAGCGUUCUAUUCUACUUGCUCGACUCUAAGAGAUGAACAAGGUUCGAGCUGCAAAUUUCGACAAAAACCGUUACGCUCUGUCAAUGAUGAUCCCAACAAGACGCCGCCAGAGCCUUCUUCAAUCAAGGUUAGACGUGAAGUGUCUGAAUUACGUCGUGGUACAGAACUGAUGCACCUGUAA
Messenger RNA from Necator americanus (New World hookworm), 1893 nucleotides. RefSeq lists its product as uncharacterized. The transcript has 14 exons. Gene Ontology annotation, cellular component: cytoplasm; membrane. Bases 1 to 1893 code for a protein of 630 amino acids. Gene Ontology annotation, molecular function: phosphatidylinositol-3,5-bisphosphate 3-phosphatase activity; phosphatidylinositol-3-phosphate phosphatase activity; protein phosphatase binding. Lineage: Eukaryota; Metazoa; Nematoda; Chromadorea; Rhabditida; Ancylostomatidae. The record is from RefSeq and is a predicted model, not a curated record. Gene Ontology annotation, biological process: phosphatidylinositol dephosphorylation; regulation of autophagy.